Opisthorchis viverrini is the source of this 1335-nucleotide messenger RNA. RefSeq lists its product as hypothetical. The annotation marks the transcript as partial. The transcript is spliced from 11 exons. NCBI's taxonomy places the organism in Eukaryota, Metazoa, Platyhelminthes, Trematoda, Opisthorchiida, Opisthorchiidae. Gene Ontology annotation, cellular component: cytoplasm. Gene Ontology annotation, biological process: actin cytoskeleton organization. The record is from RefSeq and is a predicted model, not a curated record.
UCGGUAUGCUUUAUAUGCGAUCGACCAGUGGAUGAACCGGAGCCGUUGACGGGUCCUUGUGGCACGUACCAUGGGGGGUGCUUCCGAUGCAAUGGGUGUCGGAGAAUUUUAAGCUACGAUCGAUACAAAGUAAUCCAAGCGAAAUUGUACUGCGAGCCAAAUUGCGAAGCCUAUAUGAAUGGACACAAUGAUGUUGCACAAAAAAUCGAUGCUUUCAAGAAAGAACGUUAUUCCAAGGAGAAGAUGCCUGCUCACCGGUCAAAGCUCAUUCAGAAAUGCCCCAAAUGUCUCCUGGAAAUCGGAUCUAAUGAAUAUGUUACCGCGUUGGACAGAAACUACCACAGGGAAUGUCUGAGUUGCCGUCAUUGCAAUCGUGUGCUUCUUGAAUCUCAGUACAAAGCCAUCGAAGACUUUCCUUGUUGCAUUCCUGAUUGCCGUAUGGAACGGGAGGCGACAUCGUGUAUGUCUUGUAUGUAUGGGUUGAAGACGUACUUUGCAACCUAUUCAACAGGGUCCCCGAAAGUGCCAUCUGAACCUGCUUCACCUCGUUAUCUAUCACUUAGACGGACACCGAGCCCUCGUCCAAGGUCCAUUUCGGUCAGCUUGAGCAAGCCUGGACACACAGCGGAGAAUCCCAAGAUUUGCGUUGCCAACCCUGAAAGGGUUGCGCGCUUGCAACGUAAACUAGAGGAAAUUCAAACAAUGGCGCUUGAAAAAAUGAAUUGCUACGUAUGCGGGAAGAAGGUCUAUCCAGCGGAGCGUUUGAGCAUUCUAAAACGGAUUUAUCAUAAAACUGAGAACGACUCAUCAUGUUGGGUGGCAAUCCUUAACUGCUUCUGGCCAGUACAAACGUUUACCAUAAACUUUCCAUGGCGUAACCUGGCGGCCAAAAAUGCGAGUCACUCGUGGAUCCAGUUGUAUAACUUGGCCGUCAGCCACCGGUGGAGACGAUAUUUGAAAAUGCCGUUCACUACACGACUUGGUUCUGAGUACACCAUAGUGCGUGCACGCUUGGCUAUUCGCUUCAUUAUAGGCCCCCGAAAGCCAGCACGAAAUUUGCUAAUCCAUCACCUUCGAAGUAGUAGGAGUCGAUUUGAGCUAGCCGAACAACUCUCUACAGCGAACCGACGCUGUACUGGUGACGAGAACUUGGAUGAGGUUUGGCGGAAUGUGAGAAUAAAUGUGCUAGCGGAGUUCAGUCCUGUCCGUCUGACCUCUCCAAUGAAACCAAAUGAUCGCUGGAAAUCGUCGAGACCGCAAGUCGUGAAUGAUGCCAGGAAAUCCCUAGCGGGAGGCAAUGAAUACGACGACGCACGCAAAUCUCUUAAAGGCUAA